This is a messenger RNA of Eruca vesicaria subsp. sativa (arugula), 2507 nucleotides long. NCBI's taxonomy places the organism in Eukaryota, Viridiplantae, Streptophyta, Magnoliopsida, Brassicales, Brassicaceae. The record is from the annotation of a GenBank genome assembly.
CCCAGAACAACUUCAACGGCUCGCUCCCCGCCGAUAUCCACCGCCUCUCGCCGCGCCUCGAGUAUCUCGACCUCGGAGCCACCGGAUUCUCCGGCGACAUCCCGGAGACGAUCGGACGCCUCUCGAGCCUCAAGGUCCUGAAUCUCUACCAGAGCGAGUACGACGGGACGUUCCCGCGGCAGAUCGGAGACUUAUCGGACCUCGAGGAGCUUCGUAUGGCGUACAACGAUAAGUUUCUCCCGGCGGAGAUCCCGGCGGAGUUCGGGAGGUUGAGGAAGCUGAGGUUCUUGUGGAUGGAGGAGAUGAAUCUGAUCGGGGAGAUCUCGACCGUUGGAUUUGAAAACAUGACGGAUCUCGUACACGUGGAUUUAUCUGUUAACAAACUAACGGGUCGGGUACCGGACGGGCUUUUCGGGUUGAGGAAUCUAACGGAUCUGUUUCUCUACGCGAAUGAGUUAACAGGUGAGAUCCCGAAAUCUAUCUCCGCGACGAACUUGGUAGAGCUUGAUCUCUCCGCUAACAACUUAACCGGUUCUAUACCGGAAUCAAUCGGUAAUCUGAAGAAAUUAGAGUAUCUAAACCUGUUUAAUAAUCACUUAACCGGAGUAAUCCCUUCGGUUAUCGCGAAAUUAACGAGAUUAAAGGAUUUAAAACUCUUCACUAAUAAAUUAACCGGAGAAAUACCGGUUGAUCUCGGUUUAAAUUCAAAUCUCGAGAGUUUCGAAGUAUCAGAAAAUCACUUAACCGGAAAGCUACCGGAGAAUCUCUGCAACGGAGGUCGUCUUCUCGGCGUUGUUGUGUACUCAAACAAACUCACCGGAGCAGUUCCAGAGUCUCUCGGAGACUGUAACACUCUCCUCACUGUUCAGCUACAGAACAAUAACUUCUCCGGCGAGUUUCCUCCCCGGAUCUGGAGUCUUCCACAUAUGUACAGCGUACAGGUGAGUAACAACUCCUUCACCGGAACGUUACCGGAGAGAGUGGCGUGGAAUCUUUCUAGGAUUGAGAUAGAUAACAAUGAGUUUUCAGGUGAGAUUCCGAGAACUAUCGGUUCUUGGUUUUCUUUAGCUGAGUUUAAAGCCGGAAACAAUGGCUUCUCCGGUGAGAUUCCGACGGAAUUAACAUCUCUUGAUAAUCUCAUAUCGAUCUUUCUUGAUGAGAACAGUCUCUCCGGUGAGUUACCGGAUCCGAUCAUCUCGUGGAAGUCGUUGACGACGAUAAACUUAUCCAAGAACAAACUCUCCGGGAAGAUUCCGAAAGGUUUAGGAUCGUUGCCGCAUUUGCUGAAUCUUGAUUUAUCGGAGAAUGGAUUCUCCGGCGUGAUCCCGCCGGAGAUCGGGAACUUGAAGCUCACGACGCUUAACGUGUCGUCGAACAGGCUUACAGGAGAAGUCCCCGACCAGCUUGAUAAUCUUGCUUACGAGAGAAGUUUCUUUAACAACACAAACCUCUGUGCGGACAAGCCUGUUCUUAACUUGCCUGAUUGUCGGAAAGUGAGACAGGGAUCAAAAGGGUUGCCUGGAAACAUCUUCGCGAUGAUUCUGGUUAUUGCAAUUCUCCUCCUUGUCAUCACUCUGCUUGGAACGUUCUUUGUGGUUAGGGAUUACACAAGGAAACGAAGAAGGAGGAGAGGGUUAGAGACGUGGAAGCUAACUUCCUUCCACAGAGUAGAGUUUGUAGAUUCCGACAUCGUUUCAAACUUGAUGGAACAGAAUGUGAUCGGGAGUGGCGGGUCGGGCAAAAUCUACAAGAUCUUCAUAGAAAGCUCUGGAGAAUACGUAGCGGUGAAGAAGAUAUGGAACAAGAAGAAACUUGACAAGAACCUAGAGAAGGAGUUCUUAGCUGAAGUUGAGAUACUUGGAACGAUCAGGCACGCGAAUAUAGUGAAACUACUGUGUUGUAUUUCUCGAGAGGAUUCAAAGCUUCUUGUGUAUGAGUAUCUGGAGAAACGCAGCUUGGAUCAGUGGCUACAUGGUAAGAAGAAGAGAGGAACUGUAGAGGAUAAUAGUUUGAGCUGGGCGCAGAGGUUGAAUAUUGCGGUGGGAGCAGCUCAAGGGCUUUGCUAUAUGCAUCAUGAUUUUAAAUUCGAAUAUGCAUAUACAUCAAAAGUGGAUGAAAAGAUAGAUGUGUACAGCUUCGGGGUAGUUUUGCUAGAGUUAGUGACUGGAAGAGAAGGAAACAACGGAGACGAGCAUACAAACUUGGCUGAUUGGUCAUGGAGACAUUACCAAUCUGGUAAACCAAUCGAAGAGGCUUUCGAUGAGGACAUCAAAGAACCUUCCAACAUAGAGGAGAUGACAACAGUGUUCAAGCUAGGGCUAAUGUGUACUAACACACUGCCUGGUAACAGACCUACCAUGAAGGAAGUCUUGUAUAUGCUUCGCCAACAAGGACAUGGGGAGACAAAAAAGACUGCAACAGAGGCACAUGAGGCGCCUCUGCUAGUUAGUUUAUCUGGUCGGAGGACAAGUAAAAGGAUAGAAGAUGAAGAAAUAGGUUUUGUAUAA